Molecule: messenger RNA, 5276 nt
Organism: Gekko japonicus
Lineage: Eukaryota; Metazoa; Chordata; Lepidosauria; Squamata; Gekkonidae
Gene: PIK3C2B
Product: phosphatidylinositol-4-phosphate 3-kinase catalytic subunit type 2 beta
Exons: 32
Coding region: 1-4893 (1630 amino acids)
Biological process (GO): phosphatidylinositol-3-phosphate biosynthetic process; phosphatidylinositol 3-kinase/protein kinase B signal transduction; phosphatidylinositol-mediated signaling
Cellular component (GO): plasma membrane; cytoplasm; phosphatidylinositol 3-kinase complex
Molecular function (GO): 1-phosphatidylinositol-4-phosphate 3-kinase activity; phosphatidylinositol binding; 1-phosphatidylinositol-3-kinase activity
Source: RefSeq, a predicted model, not a curated record
AUGUCUGCAACCAGAGGCAAUGGAGAGCACUGGAAGUCCUUGGAAUCCGUGGGGAUCAGCCGUAAGGAGCUGGCUCUUGCGGAAGCCCUGCAGAUGGAGUAUGAUGCCCUGUCCCGCCUGAGGCAGGAUAAGGAGGAGAGCCAGGCUAAGCAAAAUACUGACCAGCCUCUCAUUACCUGGGAUGAUCCAAUUCUGGAUUACAACAAACCUGCUGUCAGGAAUGACUGCCAUAAUAUCAAGGUCAUGCGAGGCCUUUCUGGCUCAGACCCCACCCUUAAUUACAAUGCCCUCUCUGACCAGGAGGUUUCAAGAGCUUUUGAGACCAGCAACACUACCUCAUCGAGUCUGCUGCCUGAGCCAGAUAAUCAGCCUUGGUUGAAGGGACCUCUCUCCAGUGACUACUUGUACAUCUUUGACAGCUCAGGGGGAGAGUUCCUGACUGAGUCCAGUAGGACAUCCCAUCACAAUAGUGGUGACAGCAGCUCCCCCAAGAAGCUUUCUCCUCCCCCAUUGCCUCCUCGCAUUGCUAUCUGGAAUGCUUCUGAAGUGAACCAAGCAUCACUUAAAGGGUCUCAACCCAAUGAUAUCAAUAUGUUUUCCUCAGCCCAUGAGAGAGCUGAUGGGAAAUUGCUAGGCCGUAGAAUCUCAGAGGAAGACCCGUAUAGCACUGUGGACUAUGAUGGCAUCAAUGAUGCUAUCACAAGACUAAACCUCAAGUCCACAUAUGACACUGAUCUUCUGAGGGAAACCACAUGGAGCUGGAAGGGAGGUCGAAGUAUUUUUGAGAAAGAAAGCAGUGGAAAGCCAGUUGCUCGCAGCAAGACCAUGCCUCCCCAAGUCCCUCCCAGAACCUAUGUAUCCAGGUUUGGUGAACGGAAGAAUGCUGCACCUAACAAGAACCGGAGGAUCUCAGCAGAUCCGGGCACUUCUCGACAUUAUCCUGUGGCCAACGGCUAUGAGUUGUUUGAGGUCUCUGAGGAAAAAGAUGAAGAGGUUGCUGCUUUCUGUCAUAUGUUGGAUGUCUUGAGAUCCGGCUACAGUACAAAGGACUACUCCCUUACUGGUUAUGUCUGGAGCACUGUGAACCUCAGUCCCGAACACCUUGGCCAUGGGGUCAGCUUGAAAGUGACCGUGGUUUACGACAGUCUGCAGGAGCCUCUCACCUUCACCUGUGACUGUUCUUCCACAGUGGACUUGCUCAUUUAUCAGACGUUGUGCUACACUCAUGAUGACUUGCGUGACAUCGAUGUGGAUGAGUUUGUGCUCAAACUGUGUGGCCUGGAGGAAUUCCUGCAAAACAAACACCCGCUGGGAAGCCAUGAAUACAUCCAACACUGCAGGAAGUUUGACAUCGACAUCCGGCUGCAGCUGCUGAAGAGGAAGGCUGUGCGCAGUGACUUGGCUCGGACACCAAACGAUGAUCAGAGUCCCUCCACGCUCAACCACUAUGUUCACCUCCAGGAGAGGCCAAUCAAGCAGACCAUCAGCAGGCAGGCCCUGAGCCUUCUCUUUGAUACCUUCCAUAAUGAGGUGGAUGCAUUCCUUGCAGCUGAGGGAGACUUCCACCUGAAGGCUGAGCGGGUGAUCCAGUCUGUCAUGGCCAUUUGCAGUGCUCUCGCUGCUGUGGAGUCUCAGGAGAUCACAGGUGCCCUGAAUCAGCUGCCACCGUGCCCAUCUCGCAUGCAGCCCAAGAUCCAGAAGGAUCCAAACAUUCUGGCCUUGAGGGAAAAUAGAGAGAAGGUUGUGGAAGCUUUGACGGCUUCCAUCUUGGAUCUGGUGGAGCUCUACUGUAACACAUUUAAUGCGGACUUCCAGACUGUGAUACAUGGGAACAGAAAGCAUUAUCUUAGCCAAGAGGCCCGGCUCCUUACCUGUCCCCUCUCUUUCACAGUCUAUGCCACCCAUCGCAUACCCAUCACCUGGGCGGCAAGCUAUGAAGAUUUCUACCUCUCCUGCUCCCUCAGCCAUGGUGGCAAGGAGCUAUGCAGCCCCCUGCAAACCAGAAAAGCUCAUGUAUAUAAAUACCUCUUCCAUCUUAUCAUCUGGGACCAGCAGAUCUGCUUUCCAAUUCAAGUGAACCGUCUGCCACGGGAGUCUCUUUUGACAGCCACUCUCUAUGCCGUUCCGAUCCCACCUCCUGGGAGCUCUUCAGAGACAAAUAAGCAGCGCCGGAAUCCAGAGGCCUUGGGCUGGGUUACCACCCCCCUUUUCAACUUUAGGCAGGUUCUGACCUGUGGGCGAAAACUCCUGGGCUUGUGGCCAGCAACUCAAGACCCCUCCAGUGCCAGAUCGAGUGCUCCCAACUUCAACCAACCUGACAGUGUUAUUCUGCAGAUUGAUUUUCCCAGCUCAGCAUUUGAAGUCAAGUUUACUAGUCCACCUGCAGCAGACUUCAGUCCAAAGUACAACUUCCACAGCCUCCUUGAGGAAGACCAGCGGAAGCUGAAGGAGGUGAUGCAGAAGGAAUCGCUGUAUUGGCUCACAGAUGCCGACCGGAAGCGGCUGUGGGAGAAGCGUUAUUACUGCCAUUCUGAAGCUGGCUCGUUGCCUCUGCUGCUUGCUAGUGCUCCGAGUUGGGAGUGGGCAUGCUUGCCGGACAUCUAUGCCCUGCUAAAGCAAUGGACGCACAUGAACCAUCAGGAUGCCCUUGGACUCUUACAUGCAGCGUUCCCAGAUCAGGAAGUGAGGAGGACAGCUGUGCGAUGGAUCGAUUCCAUAUCUGAUGCUGAGCUACUUGAUUAUCUGCCCCAGUUGGUACAGGCUCUAAAAUAUGAAUGUUACCUGGACAGUCCUCUGGUGCGGUUUCUAAUGAAGCGAGCCAUCUGUGACCUGAGGAUUACCCACUAUUUCUUCUGGCUGCUGAAGGAUGGACUUAAGGAUUCUCAGUUCAGCAUCCGUUACCAGUAUCUGCUGGCAGCUCUGCUGUGUUGUUGUGGGAAGGGCUUGCGAGAGGAGUUCGACCGGCAGUGCUGGCUUGUUAAUACCCUGGCUAAGCUGGCUCAGCAGGUCCGUGAGGCUGCUCCAUCGUCACGACAGGGCAUCCUUAGGGAGGGACUGGAGGAUGUAAAGCAAUUCUUCAAUGUCAAUGGCUCUUGCCGCCUGCCACUUAGUCCAAGCCUGCUUGUGAAAGGGAUCGUGCCUAAGGAUUGCUCCUAUUUUAAUUCCAAUGCCGUCCCUCUGAAGCUGUCCUUCCAGAACGUUGACCCUCUUGGAGAGAAUAUCCGUGUUAUUUUUAAGUGUGGAGAUGAUCUCCGGCAGGACAUGCUAACGUUGCAGAUGAUUCGCAUAAUGAACAAAAUUUGGGUGCAAGAAGGUUUGGACAUGCGCAUGGUCAUAUUCCGGUGUUUUUCAACAGGCCGUGGUCGUGGGAUGGUGGAGAUGAUCCCCAAUGCAGAAACCCUGAGAAAGAUCCAAGUGGAGCACGGGGUGACAGGCUCCUUCAAGGACCGUCCCCUUGCAGACUGGCUGCAAAAGCACAACCCUAAGGAGGAUGAAUAUGAGAAGGCAGUGGAGAACUUCAUCUACUCAUGUGCUGGCUGCUGUGUAGCCACUUAUGUGCUGGGAAUCUGUGACCGGCAUAAUGACAACAUAAUGCUCAAGACCACUGGUCACAUGUUCCACAUAGACUUUGGCAGGUUUCUGGGCCAUGCCCAAAUGUUUGGCAACAUCAAGAGGGACCGAGCUCCAUUUGUCUUCACAUCGGAUAUGGCAUAUGUCAUCAAUGGUGGGGACAAGCCUUCCAGCCGUUUCCAUGACUUUGUUGAUCUCUGCUGCCAGGCCUACAACCUGAUCCGCAAGCACACUCAUCUCUUCAUCAAUCUGUUGGGCUUGAUGCUAUCCUGUGGGAUCCCUGAGUUGUCUGACCUUGAGGACCUAAAGUAUGUCUAUGAUGCACUGAGACCACAGGACUCUGAGGCCGAUGCUACCACCUAUUUCACCAGGUUGAUAGAGUCCAGUCUGGGCAGUGUAGCCACGAAGCUCAACUUCUUCAUUCACAAUCUGGCACAGAUGAAAUUCACAGCUUCAGACUCCCGGCCAACACUUUCCUUUGCUCCCCGUGUGCACACUAUCAAGACAUCUAGCCGGAUCGUUGAUGUCUUCCUGUGGCGUCAUGAAAAAGUCUUCAAUCCCAGCAAGGGCUAUAUAUACAUUGUGAAAGUGAAACGGGAGAACCCCUCUGAGAUCACCUACAUCCAGCGCACUUUUGAGGAGUUCCAGGAGUUGCAUAACAAACUGCGCCUCAUAGUUCCUUCCUCUCUUUUACCCAGCUUUCCCAGCAGGUUUGUGAUUGGACGCUCACGAGGGGAGGCAGUUGCAGAAAAGAGGAAAGAAGAACUGAAUGGCUACAUCUGGAAUCUACUCCGUGCUGCCCCUGAAGUGGCUGAGUCUGAUCUGCUGUAUACAUUUUUUCACCCCCUUCCAAGGGAUGACGUGGCUGCAGGCACCAACCCAGCUCCAAAGCCUGCAGAUGCCACAUGGUCCCAGCCUGUUGGGAAGAUGGGUGGAGAAGUGAAGCUGUCAAUCUCCUACAAGAACAACAAGCUCUUUAUCAUGGUGAUGCACAUCCGAGGUCUGCAGCCUCUUCAGGAUGGCAGUGACCCUGACCCUUAUGUCAAGAUCUAUCUUCUGCCUGAUCCCCAGAAAACUACCAAGAGGAAAACUAAAGUUGCUCGAAAAACCUGCAACCCAACUUACAAUGAAAUGCUUAUUUAUGAUGGGAUUCCAAAAGGAGACCUCCACCAGCGGGAGCUGCGUCUCAGUGUCCUGAGUGAAGAGGGCUUCUGGGAGAACAUCCUCCUUGGGGAGGUCAUUAUCAGACUACGGGACCUGGAUCUGACACGGGAGAAGAUGGGCUGGUUUGAGUUGGGCUCUAGGAGCCACGGGACCAUGUGAGGAACAGAGGCAGCAACAGCGGAUUUGGAACCACUCUGGCUCCACGGGAGUCCCUGGGAAUUGGUGCACGUUCCAGGAGUUGUAUCCUGGUAUAUCUGAAAGUUUCCUGCAAAUAAGAAGGAUGGAUAUAUAGUUUCUUUGCAAAUGAAGGGUUAAUUUCCUGUGGAGAGUGAGCAUUUGGGGUUGAGCCAUGAUGGGAAAUCCUAUUAUGACUUGAAAUGGCUGCCGUAGACUUGUCGUUUUAUACAUUUACCUUGUGUCAAGGGAGCAAUGAAUUAUAGUGUGGGGGGGAAUAUUAGGGGGUCUUUUUCUUUGGGGAUAUUUUAAUUUUUAAAAAAGUAAAAAAAUAAUUUGAGUCCAGAUAGGACAUAAGACCUUGCAGG